AUGACCCUCCAUCUCCCCCUCAACGCAGCCUCGCCCCUGCCCCCGUCCCCCUCCUUUCUUGUCCCCGCCAAAGACCAUGCGGCAUAUCUAGCCAGGGCCUUCCAUGCUAUCAUGAAAGCGAGGCGCAUCGUCGUCAUCUGUGGUGCUGGCAUCUCGGUCCAGGCGGGCAUCCCAGACUUUCGUUCCGCGGAUGGCCUCUUUCAGUCCAUUAAGCGCGAUAACCCAAAGGAGGCCAUGUCCUCUGGGAAAGAGCUUUUCGACGUGUCGGUUUUCAAUUCUGAGCAGAAAACUUCGUUGUUCUGCCAGAUGAUCGCCCAGUUGUCUGAUCUGUCUCAGGCGGCGGAGCCUACAUCAUUUCAUCAAGUUCUUCGUGAGCUAGACGACCGCGGAAGACUACUACGUGUGUAUACACAGAACAUAGAUGCCAUCGAGCAAAAAUCGGGUCUUUCGUUCGGCGUGCCCGAGUAUGAAGGCAAGCGCGGCAAGGCCGCCAGAGCAAAGGCCAAACUAAAAGCUGCCGCCGCUGCUGCCGCCGCCCUCGCUGCUACUGAGGAAUCCGCGACUACUCCUGCGAACCCAGAUCAACAACAGACUGAGAGCAGCAGCGAUCCAGUACCAUCGACGAGCCGCCUUCCGUCCCCACCGGCAGAGACCCCCCGCUGUAUCCCACUGCACGGCACCCUCCAAUCAAUGCACUGCCAGAUCUGCAACCACUCCUCACCACUCCUUGACUAUCUGCCCUCACUAGCCUCAGGUGUUCCGCCGCCGUGCCCCGAGUGCACCUCCCUCGAAGCGACGCGCCAGCUUGUCGGCAAGCGCCCGCGGGGCAUCGGCCGUCUUAGGCCCAGCGUUGUGCUGUACAAUGAGAUGCACAAGGACGGCGAGGGCGUGGGUGAUAUUGUGCAGAAGGACCUCAUGGGCGCGAGUAAAGGUAAAGGACGGAGCGGCGCGGACCUGCUGCUUGUCGUCGGCACGUCCUUGCGGGUUCCCGGGACGAAGCGCAUGGUGAGAGAGUUUGCAAAGGCUGUUCGGUCCCGCGGUGCGGGGAGCUCUUCGACUACGACGAAAGACGAGCAGCAGCAGCACGUACCAACGACGCCUGCGCAUGGGGGCCGGACGACGGUGAAUAGCAAUAGGACGAGCUCCGGGUUGGCUACGCCUGCACCUUCUCCGCGGCGCUCGCCUACGGCGGACGACGAGUCCGCUUCUGGGAGCAGCAGCAGCAACGCCGCGCCUAUGAAGGCGAUCUAUUUGAAUCUAGACUUUCCUGUGCCGACGCGUGAAUGGGAGGGCGUAUUUGAUGCGUGGAUACAGGGUGACGCGCAGGAUUUUGCGGAGAUGCUAAAGGUGGAAAUUGAGAAGGAGGCAAAGGCGAAGGAGGUGUUGGUUGAGAAGAAGAUGAAGAAGAAGAGGGAGGAAGAAAUUGAGGUGCAGGCGGAGGAAAAGGAGAAGGAGAAAGGGGAAGUUGCAGAGGCGAUGUUGGAUUUGGCAAGUAAGGGCAAAGAUAAUUAUGCCUUGCGAGAGGAGGAAGAAGAAGAAGAGGAGGAGGAGGAAGAGGAUGGACCCGCGGAAGAUGAAUUACCGGACUAUGGCAGGAUGAUGUUGCAGAGGGAGAAGGAGAAGAAAGCCAAGGCAAAGGUGAAGGAGAUUCUGAAAAAGCAACAGCAACAGCCAUAUGGGAGUACAUCGGUGAAGCGCAAGUUGGGGCAAGUAUCGAAGAAUCCUUCGUCUUCGUCUUCAUCAUCUCUGUCAUCCUUGUCGUCACUGUCGUCGUCCGCUGAAUCUUUGCCUUCUCUAUCUUCGUCAUCGAUUACUCCACCUACACCGACUUCUUUGGGUAAGAGAAGAAAGGCGUCGUUGCCACUAUCGCCACCAUCUACUCCAGUUGUAAGAAGAAAGGUCAGAGGCGAGCCACCGUUAUCGACGAGAACGAGCAAGGGGAAGGGGAAAGAGAGAUCACGAAACGAAGAUGGUAACAGCGACGAGGAUAUCAAAAUGGAUGAUAGAACAACUCAGCAGACGACGCAUACGCACUCAAAUUCAAAGCUUUUCGUGCGCAUUCCUCCGCGCGUCCCAACCGCCAAUGUGCAGUCAGAGAAUAUGAAUAUGCAUGUCAAGACGAAUCUGACGAAUUCUGUUCCUCAGCCGCGGUAUGUGUAUACGCCACCGCAGCCACCGUUACAGCCGUAUUAUAGGGCGUCGUAUGUCCCGCCGUUGUAUGUGAGGCCAUAUGAGUUUUUGAGAGGAGAUCGGAUGCAUGUAGGUGCGGAGGAGGAUAUGGAUGUUGAUGUUGACGUCGUCGGGGACGAGCGAACACAAUACGAUUACGAACAACCACACACUCCAGCGCGUUUCUCCCCUCUGUCAAGGUACGCUGGCGGCAUGUCUUCUCAUCCUCAUAUGCCCGUUCAGUCACACUCGCACCCGCCCUCGCGUUCGCGUUCUGGCUCGAUGCGUGACUAUGACCAUGCCCGUGAUAAGGAUAUUCUGAACAUGUCGCCGCCAACCAGUCCGUCGAGGUAUCGCCAUUCCAUUUCAUCGUCGUCGUACUCGCGCUCUCCAUCCCUUUCGUCGAUGCCGUCGUCUCCUACCUCUAUUCGUGUGCCUCCACGCCCUCGGGCUGUUCCGCCUUCUCCUCCUUCGAUUCAUCAUAGCUAUGAUCAGUACCAUUCUUCUCCUUCUCAUUAUGCUUCGCAGACUUCAGGCGCUGGGAUGGAGACUGCGGUAUCGCUCCCGACGCCGCCGCGCUUGAACGACCACCAUCGACUUGGGGGCAGGAUUGACCAUAGUCAUACCUUGCUCAGUUUGCGCAUGGCGCGGACGCAGCUCGCAGCUCAGGAUGCUGCGUGA
Molecule: messenger RNA, 2850 nt
Organism: Psilocybe cubensis
Lineage: Eukaryota; Fungi; Basidiomycota; Agaricomycetes; Agaricales; Agrocybaceae
Exons: 3
Coding region: 1-2850 (949 amino acids)
Biological process (GO): pericentric heterochromatin formation; replication-born double-strand break repair via sister chromatid exchange; negative regulation of transcription by RNA polymerase II
Cellular component (GO): mating-type region heterochromatin
Molecular function (GO): NAD+ binding; histone deacetylase activity, NAD-dependent
Source: RefSeq, a predicted model, not a curated record